This is a messenger RNA of Impatiens glandulifera, 991 nucleotides long. RefSeq lists its product as uncharacterized. Gene Ontology annotation, cellular component: U12-type spliceosomal complex. Gene Ontology annotation, biological process: mRNA splicing, via spliceosome. Lineage: Eukaryota; Viridiplantae; Streptophyta; Magnoliopsida; Ericales; Balsaminaceae. Gene Ontology annotation, molecular function: protein binding. The coding region runs from base 266 to 991 and encodes 241 amino acids. The record is from RefSeq and is a predicted model, not a curated record. The transcript is spliced from 6 exons.
GGAGAAGAAGAAACAAGGGAGAAUGAUUCGCCAACUUCUCCCUUUCUCUCUCUUCCCUUCUCCGGUGAGUCGCCAUUGCCAUGUAGAAACCUCAGAAUUGAAGAUAUGGAGGAAGUAGCCCUAUCUUUUCAACCAAAGGAAGCAGAAUCGAUCAUCUUUUGAAGAAUCCUCGUUUAAUAUAACCUACAUUUCGUACAAGUCUAGUAAUAUUCCGUUGUGAUUUCGUCAAUCUCUUCAAGAUAUAUACCACACGUAAACUAUCACUAUGCAGAUCCUUUCAUUCGACGAGGAUUUUCUCCCUAGGUUUUCAUUUGAAGAAAAUCGUAGCCGUUAUCGCAACAGACGUCGAACUUCUUCGUGUUGCAAUAUUCCUAUUUCUAUUCCAUUUUCACUCUCCAAUGACGUAUCCAAGACGAAUCUCUCUUACGGAAGACUCCCUCAGCAACCUAUCAUGCUCAUUAUCCGUAAAUUGGAUGGCUCCUCUUUUGAGGUUGAAGUUGCGAUGACAGCUACGGUUGCAGAGUUGAAGCAGGCGGUGGAAGCUGUCUUCUAUGAUAAGCCGAAGAAAGGACAUGGAAAAAUCUCAUGGUCACAUGUCUGGGGACAUUUUUGCCUAUCAUAUGAUGGAUGGAAGCUGGUAACUGACUGUGAACCAAUAAGGAAUUAUGGGAUCAGAGAUGGAGAUCAGCUCACUUUUACCAGGCAAAUUUCAAUCACCUUCAAUUUAAAAAGAAGAAACUCAAAGAUGUCUUCAAGCAUGUCGAACAGAAAAUCUGUAAACAUGAAAUCCGAGGACAGUGACUAUGAUGAUGAUGAAAAGGAAACCACAAAAGAAACAGAAGAAGAAGAAGACUACAAGCAACAGCAACAGCAACGGCCAAAGAAACGGUAUAUGUUCAGGUUUGGUAAAUUUGAAGAAACUCUAGCAGCAGAAGCGCUAGCAGCAGCUUUGAGCAAAGUUGAAGAAGCACUGACAACAAGUUUGUUCUAG